GGUUCCGGCAAGACCACCACCGCGGCCAAGCUGGCCCGCAGGCUGACCGUCGACGGCCGCAGACCGUUGUUGAUCGCCGCCGAUCGCGCGCGACCGGCCGCGGUUGAGCAGUUGGCGCUGCUCGGCCGCACGAUCGGGGUCGACGUCUUUACCGCCGCCGGCCUCCGUGGAGCGGAGGGGGCGGCCAAGGUGACCAGAGAGGGGCUCGAGCACGCGCGGCGGAGCGGUCAUGACGUGGUGAUCGUCGACACCUCGGGCCGUAGUCAGGCCGACGACGCGCUGAUGCGGGAGCUGGAGCAGGUGCGGUCGGUUCAUACUCCCCUACCUCACCCUUUCUGUCCCUAUUCAUUACUUUGCAGCCGCUGCGACGGUCGCCCGCGGCUUCGAGGAACGUAUCGGCAUCACCGGCGUCAUUCUGUCCAAGACCGACUCGGACGCCCGCGGCGGAGCGGCCCUGUCGAUGAAGGGCGUCACCGGCAAGCCGGUGUGCUUCAUCGGUACCGGGGAGCGACUGGAGGAUCUGGAGCCGUUUCACCCGGAACGCUUCGCCGGGCAGAUACUGGGCAUGGGCGACGUCGCCAGCCUGGUGGAGAAGGCCGAACUGGUGAUCGACCAGCAGCAGGCGGAGCGGACGCUGCGGCGCGUGCGCUCGAACACGCUGACGCUGGCGGACUACCUGGAGCAGAUCCGCGGCCUGCGCAAGAUGGGGAAUCUGGAGGCGCUGAUCGACAAGAUCCCGGGCGCACGCGCGGCGAUGGCAGAGGGCGCGAUCGACGAAGGGGUACUGCGCACCGAAGAGGCUAUGAUAUUGUCGAUGACCCCGGCCGAACGGGAGAAUCAUCGGAUCAUGGGCCCGUCGCGGCGGCGCAGGGUAGCGCGUGGAAGCGGCACGACCGUGUUGGCGGUCAGCCGCUUCCUGAAGAAAUUCGACAAGAUGUCGGCGACCAUGCGGAAGAUGGCUCGAGGCGGCGCCGGUAG
Messenger RNA from Geodia barretti, 978 nucleotides. The record is from the annotation of a GenBank genome assembly. Lineage: Eukaryota; Metazoa; Porifera; Demospongiae; Tetractinellida; Geodiidae.